This is a messenger RNA of Porites evermanni, 1044 nucleotides long. NCBI's taxonomy places the organism in Eukaryota, Metazoa, Cnidaria, Anthozoa, Scleractinia, Poritidae. The record is from the annotation of a GenBank genome assembly.
AUGAAUGUAACGUCUCUGCCACCUCGCCCGACUUUGAUAGUCGUUUUGGAAUCGAGCAUUGCCACUGUUUUUUUGUGUCUUGCGCUGGCUGGUAACCUUAUCGUGUGCCUGGCAAUUUCACGACAUAAGCUGCUGAGAACAGUGCCAAACUUUCUCUUGUUAAAUCUCGCCGUUACAGAUAUCCUUAGUGCAGUGGUGAGCUUGCCGCUCCUUGUGUCAGUUCUGGUCAAUGGCGCCUGGAAAUUUUCCACGAAUGUUUGCAAGUUCCAAGCUUUCCAAUCGUACGCUUCCUAUUCAUGCAGUCUUCUUACCUUAGCAGUUACAAGCAUCACUAGAUAUUACGCCACAGUUCACCCGGUACAGCACCGUUCAAAGUUCAAAUUAAAAACGGUAUGUCAAAUGAUUUUCCUGAUUUGGUUGGCUUCGCUUCUUUUUGCUUCAGCGCCCCUUCUUGGAUGGGGAAAUUACAAGUUUGAACCUUACUACGGGCUAUGCAUUCACGAUCACAACUCAAGCCCUUUAAUAUAUAAUACGUUUCUGUUUAUCUUCUUGAUAGUCAAUUCGACUGUAAUUGUGGCUUGUUACUCGAAGAUUUUCAAAGCCAUGAAAACAAGACGUGGUAGGGUGGAUACAAUGUUUGCGAAAGACUCGUGCCCAAGACAGCUAGGAAUUUUUCAGGCCCAAGAAGUUAGAUUAACGAAAACAAUAUUUAUCGUAAUCUGCCUAUUCACUCUGUGUUAUCUACCUACAAUUGUCCUGGGGUUUUUAAUGUUUACCGAAGUAGGUGUACCUCGAUUCGCCAGAACACUAUCAACGUUUUCUGUAGCCUUCACGUCCGUUGUCAACCCAGCCGUGUACUGGAUACGUAGCAAAACUUUUCGCGACGCAUUAAAGGGACUGUCCCGUGGAAUGAAUUUCAUGGCCCCGCAAGAGUCUGUCCCCGUCGAAACAAGCGACUCGAAAUCACUAGAACUCUUCCCAAACAAAGACAACCAAGAUACUAUCAACCGAAGGCAAGCACCUACGCUGCCCGCUAAAGAUUAA